AUGUCGCCAUUCACUAAUUCUCCUUCGCUUCGGAAUGUGUUGAGAUCCAAGGAAACUCCAGAUGGAAAACCAAGAAUUGGUUUUUUUUCGAAAGAGAUGAAAGAUGGGAAGAAAGAAUGGGCAAAGCUCACAUUCAUGACGUUCGGUAUGAUAACGAUAUUCAUGUUUUUGUUUCUAUCGAUUUAUUUCGGAUCAUAUUAUGAUCAAAUAUCCCGAGCAUCACAUUUCUCAAUUGAAGUUUUAGAUCUAGAUUCAAUCGCUUCACCAAGUAGUAGUUCCCAUCCAGCGAUUUUAGGUCCAGCAAUUAGAACUGCCAUUCAACAGAAUAUGGCGAUUGAACCUCAUUUAGGAUGGUACGAAGCUGAUCCAUCUACCCUAUCAAAUUUCAGAAUCGUACAAGGUGGACAGGGAUUGGAUCCGUAUUCGUAUGCAGAACAAAAAGUUUUGAAUCAGGAUGUAUGGGGUGUAUUGAUCGUUAAUUCAAAUGCGACAAGUGGUGUUUGGAGAGGUUUAACAGAAGGUGUCAUGUGGGAGCCCACCGGCGCUAUGACAUUUAUAUAUGAAGAAGCACGAAACUUUUAUGGUUCAAAUCAAUAUGUCGCUCGUCUAGGUACGAUGUUAAUGACAUCUGCUGGUAAUUCAGCUGCUACGACAUUGGUUUCUCAGAUCUUGGCUUUGGGUAAUGCAUCGGCGGUCCUUACCACUGGCUCUCAAGCUAUGGCAGUUGCUGCUCCGUUCAAUUACAAUCAACAUAAUUUGAGACCGUUUGAUCAACUUGCCGGUAUAGCUUCAACAACUGUCGGAACAGUUUAUCUGAUUAUCUUUACAUUCUUGAUUUCGGUAACAUGGAACAAUCAGGGUUUACCUCUAAUCCAAGAUUCCUUGACUCAGACUUCUGAAGUACUGGUCAAGCUUCUCGUGCCAUUCAUUGCAUACUUUUGGUUAUCGCUUCAUUAUUCUUUGGUUUCAUUAGCCUUCCUGAUCAAUUUCACUAGAGAAUUCGGUAAAGGUGGAUUCGUGGUUUAUUGGAUGGCAGAUUGGAUUACAAUGUCUGCAUUAGGUUUCGUUAUGGAAACUAUGUAUCUUUGGUUGGGUCCAUUCUUCCCUUUCUUCUUGAUUUUCUGGGUUAUCUUGAAUGUCACUGUCGCUUUCUUGGAUGUAGGUGAUAUGGCUACUUUCUAUCGAUAUGGUUAUUGGACACCUAUAUGGAACUUAGUCGACAUGGCUAAAUGUAUCACAUUCGGAACUAAGAAUCAUCUCGUUCAGAAUUUCGCUGUUAAUCUGGGCUGGCUGGUAGUUUGGAUGACCCUUCUUGCGAUUACAGUGAUAUUCCAAAGGAGGAAUAAGGAGAAAGAAAAUAUGAGAAAGAAAUGGGAAGAGAUUAAGAAAGUUGAUGAACAAGAAUCGAAUCGUCAGAAAUCAACACGUUAA
This is a messenger RNA of Kwoniella shivajii, 1431 nucleotides long. RefSeq lists its product as uncharacterized. The record is from RefSeq and is a predicted model, not a curated record. Gene Ontology annotation, cellular component: membrane. The coding region runs from base 1 to 1431 and encodes 476 amino acids. The transcript has 10 exons. NCBI's taxonomy places the organism in Eukaryota, Fungi, Basidiomycota, Tremellomycetes, Tremellales, Cryptococcaceae.